Molecule: messenger RNA, 2925 nt
Organism: Cornus florida
Lineage: Eukaryota; Viridiplantae; Streptophyta; Magnoliopsida; Cornales; Cornaceae
Product: putative metallophosphoesterase At3g03305
Exons: 4
Coding region: 100-2370 (756 amino acids)
Molecular function (GO): hydrolase activity
Source: RefSeq, a predicted model, not a curated record
UAAAAAGUGUCUGCAAUCUCACUUCCCUUAUAUACAAAGCUUCAAAACGACCAAACCAAAAGUCUCCCGCAAAGCCAUUACAGAGGAGGAGAAGAAGAAAUGGGUAUUGUGAUUCUGAUCCUCUUGUUAUGCUUCACCACACCCUUUGCAACAUUUUCUCAUCAGACCCACAAAGGAAUUGAAGAGAAUUCAAAACCAACAACACAAAAUCUACGUGAUGGGGAGAGACAGAUUAUAGAUGUGAAGGGUGGACCAGAUGAUGUGGUGUGGGUGGUUCAGCUCUCUGAUCUCCAUUUCAGUGUUCAUCAUCCCGACAGAGCUCUUGAUUUCAAGCAAUUGGUGGGCCCAACUCUUUCCAUCAUCAAUCCUUCCCUCGUCCUCAUCACUGGUGAUCUCACAGAUGGGAAAAGCAAGGAUUUGUUAACAAUGAAGCAAGAUGAGAAGGAGUGGGUGGAAUACAAAAAUGUAAUGGAAGAUGCUGUUAAAAGAAGUGGACUUAAGAAAAACCUCUUUUAUGAUCUUAGAGGGAAUCAUGAUAGUUUUGGUGUUCCAGUCAUUGGUAGCUCAUUUGAUUUCUAUUCUAAAUAUAGCAUCAAUGGGCAGUUGGGGAGAACUGGGCUGGUCAACAGUAUCACUGUGCAGACUGGUGAACGGAAUCUUCUCUUUGUGGGGUUUGACAGUACGAUGCCAGUCGGUUUACGAGGUCCAACUAAUCUUUUUGGGCAUCCGACUGACCAACUGUUAACUGAAUUAGAUUCUGAACUCUCGCAGUUGAAUUCUCAAUCAGCAAAACCAGUAACCAAAAUUUCCUUUGGGCAUUUUCCACUUUCAUUUUCAGCAGCUUCAAAUUCUGGAAAGAGCCUAAAGGAUAUCUUUCUCAAGCAUUCCUUGUCAGCUUACCUAUGUGGACAUCUUCAUACGAGGUUUGGGAAGAAUUUGAAACGGCACCAUCAGUUGGGUCAUCAUCUUUUCUUCUCCCAAAAGUAUUUCCAGUUAAAUAGUCAUCUAUCACCUCCAAAAAGGGGCAAAAAUUGUUCUAGUGCAGUCCCACCAGUCAAUGAAUUCUGGGAGUGGGAAAUGGGUGACUGGAGGAAGAGUAGAGCCAUGCGCAUUUUGGCCAUCGACAGAGGUUAUGUUUCAUUCGUUGAUAUUGACUUCAAGUUGGGAGCUAAAAGGACUAUUAUAUUGCCAACAUUUCCAUUAGACUCGCGCUUUAUGCUAACAACAUCAUCACUUAACGAGUACGAAUGCAAGUCUAUAGAUCCUUCAGUUUAUGGGAAUGUCAGAGCUCUUGUUUUUUCUGCUUCCCCAAUUGUGUCAGUUGUGGCUAGGAUCUAUGACUCCAGCCCUGGAAAGCUAUUAUUGGUCAUGGAGACAUCUAUGAGAAAGCAUGAGGGCACCUCCUCAAGGGGGGAUCUCUAUACUGCCCCAUGGAAUUUUAACGCCUUUGAGGAUCCAUCUCCUAAUAGAUUUUGGCUGCAAAUAGAGGCAACGGACAUAAUGGGCCGAUCAACUCUGACUGAAUCUAUACCAUUUUCUAUAAGUGGUCAUAGCGCUAGACUCAUAUGGACAUGGAAAGAAUUUAUCGUCAUGGGUUGUCAAUGGGAUGCUCUAUACUACCCAAUAUUUUGGUCUUUUUAUUUGCUCAUGUUCUCUAUUCUUCUUAUUCCAAAAGCUGUUGUUACUUUCUCAAAUAAGCAGUACACGUACAAUAAUUUCAACAAUGACAAGGGCUUCAUAAAUGGUAUAGCAUGGGUUUCAACAGAGCUGUACGGGAUUCCUUUAGUAUGGUUUGGAAUCUUAUGUUACUUGUUCUACCUUAUAUCAUGUCCUUGGUUUUUUGGAGAAGUUUUCACUGAUGGUGGAGUAAGGGGAUACAUGACCUAUAAAGGCUGGGUGGUAAAAUUCAACAACAAGAGCGCACUAGAAUUUAUUGGAUUUCCGGAUACAAUGGUAGUCGUUCUACCCCAUCUCUUUUUCGUGGUUUUGCCUGCUAUUUUGGUGACUGGACUAUUUGCUGCCGAAAGAUUGAUGUAUCGGGAACAUUUUCUUAGGCUUUCAGGGAAGAAAGAAGACGAUUAUGGUAUGGGGAAUAGGAGACGCCAAAUUUAUGAUUACUGGUGUAAUGGUAGAUCAAAGUUUUGGCUUGGCAAGCGGUGGAUCAGGAAUAUUCUCCUUUUGGUUUCUUUGGUGGUUUGUUGGAAGCAUUUCAAGAAUUGCAGAGAUCUUAUGAGAGCUUAUGAGAUGAAUCCGAUCAUUCAUUUCCCAGUAUAUAGCUUGUCAAUUCCACUGUUGUUGGCUUAUGCUGCCUACAAAACCAGUAGUGUCUCUGGAGCAUUGCAGAAAGUAAAUCAUGUUAGUUCUCCAUGAAAUUAACGUACACUGCUCCGGAAGCAGUUCUACAAGCUUCUUUUUGGAAAGUCGGAGAAGCAAAACAAUGUUUUUCUGAGUGGUUCACACGAAAUCCUGGAUUGAAAUCUGAAGGACCACGAAACAAUGAUGCUUCAUCUUCAUGUAUACUUAUCUGGUUCAGAGUAGGAGUUUGAGAACAUGAAAUGAGUAUGCGAAUUAGGGUUUGGAAAGGAGAUAAAGAUAUCUAAAUCAGAAAUUGAUGCAGAAAAAGAAGAAAUCUUCUCAUAGCUGCGUAGAUUAUGCUGUUUUUCUUGCUUAAAGUCGGGAGGAUGGGGAUUUCUAAGUCGUGUAGGUAGCCAGUUUAUCCUUGAAAAAUAAUAUUGUUUUAGUUGUGUACUUUUUAUUGAAUUUUUUUUUUUUCUUUCUUUUUUCCCUCCCACAUUUAGCCAAUUUACUGAAAUUUUUGCGCUGUAAAAGAAUUCAUGGUGCCGCAUCCUAAAAUUAUUAUUGUUGAAUGUGGUGGUAACUCUUCAGAGCUAGUUGAAUUGUGUGAAUUGAUGCUUGUUUAGUGUA